Molecule: messenger RNA, 1924 nt
Organism: Melitaea cinxia (Glanville fritillary)
Lineage: Eukaryota; Metazoa; Arthropoda; Insecta; Lepidoptera; Nymphalidae
Gene: CPR79
Product: paternally-expressed gene 3 protein-like
Exons: 4
Coding region: 1-1635 (544 amino acids)
Cellular component (GO): extracellular matrix
Source: RefSeq, a predicted model, not a curated record
AUGACAAGACGUUGUAAUGCCCAUUUUACAAGUGAGAACUAUGAACACAUGCACUACUUUUACGGGUACGCAAGAGGGAAUGCUGCGGAAGCUGCGGGGUUGUUUCAGGAACAAGUAGAACGAAGAGGUGAUCGUGCAUCUGAAAGAUGGCCUAAUCAUCGGACUAUCUUGCAAGUUCGCGAUGCCUAUCGAGAAGGCAGAGUACCAGGAACAAUCACAGGGCAUCUGCCACUAAUAAGAGACUCAGAAUUGGUAGAAGAAGUUAUUGAAGAAAUAGAAAGAGAGCCCAGUAUAAUACUGUUAGUAUUCGCUUGCAUUUCGAAUGCACUUGCUUAUCACGAUCCUGAUCUAAACUACCACUUAAGCAAACUACAGAACGUACAAGAUUGUGGCGAUAGCGGCUAUUCAUACCCAGCACCGACAGUACAACUGUCGUUAACAAAUGUUCAAGCUGCAGCUCCAGCGUUCGUACAAUCAUCCUCUUUAUCGUCAUCAAAUAAAUACAAUAAUGCAAAGGAAUAUUUACAGUCAAUUCUAUAUCAAUCUUCUGCUCCUAAAGUAUUGUAUCAAGCCCAACCAACAGUUUCAUACCAAGCUCCAGUAGCAAUUCAACACUCUGCUGCCUUAGAUGCAGAAUACUCAACUCAAAGGGAAGAACAUGGAUAUGCAACUUCUGCAGGAUUAUCUUCUGCUGCAGUAAGAACAGUUAUACCACAAACAACAUACAAUCAAGCACCAAUAAUUGCAAAGGUGACUGCAGCACCUUUACAAACAAAAUUUACUCUGGCACCGGCGAAGACCACAUAUGUGUCUCAAAACCAGUUGGCACAUCAAUCAUUAUAUUCAAGUGGAUCCUUAGCGAAGCAAUCUCUGACCUCCUACACACACGCUCCAGUACCAGUUGUUUCUCAAGUUUAUGCUGCUCCAAGGGCUAGUUACACAGCAGCGACAUCUUUAAAGACUCAACCACAGUCCUAUGCUCCAGUUUUUACUGCUAUCAACCAAUAUAACAGUAAUAAUGUUGCAGCAGUUCAACAAACCUAUAAGGCACCUACUAUUUCUCAGUAUGCCACUUCUUCUGUAUCCCACGUUAGUGCUCCAGUUAUAACUCAAUAUGCAUCACCGACUUAUACAAAAUAUGCUGCACCUGCUUUGCAACAGUACUCCGCACCGUCCUAUCAAUACUCAACAUCAUCUGGAGCUCAAUAUUCUCAGCCAAUAAUAAAUGCGCAGUAUACAGCGCACUACUCUGCGCCUACAGUUGCACAAUUCGCUGGUCCGGCACAUCAAUCACACGCCAUUCAAUAUUCAGAACCUGUUUACGCACAGCAGUCGAUAGCACACGUCGCAGCACCAGCAAUUUCUGCAGGAGCACAAUACAACACCGCUAAGAACAUCCAUAAAGAAUUUGUAGAAAAUUAUGAUGCACACCCCCGCUACGCCUUCGAAUACAAUGUGAAUGAUCCUCACACAGGCGACAUCAAACAACAGAAGGAACAACGCGAUGGCGACGUUGUGAAGGGUCAGUACUCUUUGGUUGAACCGGACGGCUCAGUGCGUACAGUGGACUACGUCGCUGAUUGGGAGACCGGUUUUCACGCAAACGUUCACAAUAGCAAAGACAAUAAACAUUAGACAUUAACAAGGACACUUACUACCUAGGUCAUCGAACUACUUGGGUUACCGAAUUACCGAUAUCUUUCACUAUAUAUAUGGGCUUAAUUAAACAAGAAUCACAUCUACACAAUUUCUCCGUCGACCAUGCCAUGGAUUCUUAAAUAUGGCAGUACAAGCGCACUAACGUCGACGCUUUUAGUUUACAUUUUUUAAGUUACAUUUCGUACGCGUACGACCAUACCAUCUUAUUUCAUUUAUUAGUUAUGGUUAAUGUUCAAUAAUAAACAUAUAAUAUAGUGAGUUAAAC